GGCGCGCAGCGCCGGGCGAGCAGCUGGCGGCGGCAGCGGCCGCGCGGGGACAGAUGGGGUGAGAGACAGCGCGCGGCCGGCUGUCAGCGCGGCCGCAGCCCCGCCGCGGAGGGAGCCCCUCCUCCCCGCGGGUGUGCGCCGCUCCGCCGGGCCGGCGGGAGCCAUGGCGUCCAGCGAGGAGGACGGAGGCGGCAACGGCGCGGUCGAGGAGAAGGAGAAUGGCAAGAAGAGGCGGCUGGGCGCCCUGGCAACGGCCUGGCUCAUCUUCUACAACGUCGCCAUGACGGCGGGGUGGCUGGUAUUAGGUAUUGCCAUGGUGCGGUUUUAUAUACAGAAAGGAACACAUAGAGGCUUAUUCAGAAGCGUUCAAAAGACGCUUAAAUUUUUCCAGACAUUUGCUUUGCUUGAGGUAGUCCACUGUGCAGUUGGAAUAGUUCGCACAUCUGUGCUUGUGACUGGGGUCCAAGUGAGUUCAAGAAUCUUCAUGGUGUGGUUCAUUGCACAUAGCAUAAAACAGAUCCAGAAUGAGGAGAGCGUUAUUCUUUUUCUGGUCGUAUGGACUGUGACAGAGAUUACUCGAUAUUCCUUCUACACAUUCAACCUGCUCAACCAUUUGCCAUACUUCAUUAAAUGGGCCAGAUACAACUUUUUUAUCAUUUUGUAUCCUGUUGGAGUUGCAGGUGAACUGCUAACCAUAUAUGCUGCUUUACCCUAUGUGAAGAAAACAGGAAUGUUUUCACUGAGACUUCCCAACAAAUAUAAUGUCUCCUUUGACUACUAUUACUUCCUUAUUAUUGUCAUGUUCUCCUAUGUGCCAUUAUUUCCACAACUCUACUUCCACAUGCUGCGACAGAGAAGAAGGGUGCUUCAUGGAGAAGUGAUUGUGGAAAAGGACGAUUGAAUCAAGCUGUGUAACUAUGGUGCUUUUAAUGGAAGAAAAGAGGGUAAAAAACCAAAGCUUCCUGUGAUUUUUCUGAGUCCAAGUUUUAAAACAUGGAACAAGAAUAAACUACUGUGCAUAAAAUAGCAUGGACUGUAUUAUUUUUACAAUUAAUAUAUCUUCAGACUUACCUUUUCAUCCUUAGUUUUACCUUGAUUUUUAAUUAUUCAUUUCUUCAGACAAAUUAUUUUCUUAUUUCAUUAGUUUAACAAAUAGCUGUAAGAAUUGGAAUAGUUGACUACUGUGCUUUCUGUUCUCAAAGUUCUUUUAUGACCUGUAGUCAUCAUCAAGAACUGAAGGAGAGCUGAUAAGUUGUAAUGAAAGUGAGUCUUCUGGAAAACAGAGCAUGAAUUAAGUAUUGAUGUUUUUCAUAGACUAGGUGACUUAAAUGUCAUUUAAGCUUUAUAUUAAAUAAUACUUUUCCAGUUAUAAGUACUGUUAGCACGUUGUUCAACAUUCUUUGAAUUACAGGAUCACACUGUAGAAUUUCGGAAGGACUUUUGAAAGGAGCUCUGUGUAUUUUCAUUUGUAAUUUUAAAGGUCUGUAGAAUAAUAGAUACAAUAUUAACUGGUUAAAAGUUUGUGCUGAGGAGUAGACUUGAUGUGUGCCUACCUUUCUCUGGUCAGUGGCUGGAAUGGGGCUUGUUUGCAGAGGAAGACUGUCAGCAUGUUUCCUAUUCUACACUUAUAUAUGCAUAAAAAUGAUGGUAUUGCAUUUAGAAACUGUAGCUAUAGUGAGAUAUUUAACUUCUUAUAAAUAGCUAAGUGGGAUAAAAUAAUAUUCGAAAUAGUGUCUUAAAAUAUAAGUUGUGCUUUGAAUCAUCCCCUUGUGCAAUUUUAAUUGCUCCCUGCCCAUUAAUUGUUUAUGCUGUGUUGACCUAAUUCUGUUUAAUGUCUUCAAUAAUCUGCAAGAGGGAUCUACAGUAGAUUAAUAAAAUUUACACAUGAUAUUAUGCUAUAUGAUACCUGAGUGGGAGAGGUCCAACAGAUUAGAUGCAGCCUAAGAGAUUCAGAGAAAAGGUAAUGCAUUUGAGGAAACUUGGAUACUUGUGGAGAGAGAAGAUAGAAAUGUAGUGAUGUAGUAAGAAGCCUCCACAAUGUAGGCAACAAAGUUGCUUCUGGCAUCACUGAUGUCAAAAGAAGAGUAUAUAUGCAAAAGAGCUGCGUCAGGCAGCUGGAAAUCAAAAUACUUAUGAUUGCUGAGGUCAUUUCUGAAGCAUGGUCUUGUAUUUUGGGUACUUCAGGGGUGAGGAAUUGAGUCAAUCUUCUGAAAAGUCAGAGAACAGUAACAGAAUCAGUUGAAGUGAGAAGGAAGUCAGAAAGACUGAGUUGUUAAGUAUGUGUAACUGUUUGUUAUAUGAUAAAUAAAUGUAAAGGAAGAAGCUUUCUAAGUAUGAAGGUGUAAAUACAACUGUUUAUAUACUUUGAAACAAGGUAAAUAUCCAAUGAAUAUCAGGAGAAGUAUCCUACCAAUGAGAUAAGUUAGGUCAUGGAUGACAAAGCAGCGCGGAUCAAUGCAUACAAUUGCUUGGAAGGUUUUAAGUUAGAUGUAAUGCAAUAGUGGAAAAUAAUCUUCCUUUGGCAAGAGUUUGAACUACAUACUUGAAUAGGCAGUUUCCAUUUUUAGCUUUGAUGAUUCUAUGAUAAUACAGCUUUUUUUACAAUUGUAGAUACACCUUUUUCUGCUGUAUCUGGUAAUUUGAUGAAAAACCAAGGAUUUACUACAUCCCUAACUUUCAAAUUCCAUUUUGUGCCUUAAAUUUGUGGUAUUUAUGCAUGUCUUCAUUACCUGUAAAUUAGUUUUCUUAUAAAUGACAGGUGCAUAGUGGACUUGAAAUAGAAUAGUUAUAUUUCUUACAAUUUUAAAAAGUGUAAUCUUUGUAUUUUUUAGAACAAAUUUCACGCAAGGUGCUAUCAUUUAUUACUUCUGGUUUAUAUGCAGCUAAUAUUAUUAAAAGUUUAAAAUAUAGAUUAAAUUUACAACACUGCAUCACAAAAUAGUUGUGUUACACAUGUUCAGACUAGCAGCUGUAUUUGUGCAAAGUUCUUAAGAGUACUGUUCUAUAAACUUCACUUGCUUUUUGAUCCAUGAGGAACAUCAUGGCACUUUUUAGAAAUAUUUCUCAGUUAGCAAGCAGAAGAGUGUGAUGAAAUACGAGUAACUAAGAUUAGAUUAAAUUCCAUGUCUUUUUUUACUGUCAGGGCAGCUCACUGAAGACCAUAGCUAUCGAUUCAUCGAAAAUGCAUUGGAUACUUUAAGGAUGUGAUUUUUAAAUCCUUGAUCCGAUGAGUGUAUCCCACAAAUGCUAUUCCUGUAACAAAAGGAAUACCUGCACUAUAAUACUGUAUUAUAUUUGUUUUCAUUGUGGCCUAAGGAUAUUAUCAUAUGUCAAUCAAGGAGCUAUUUAUAUAUCCUUUUGUACAUGUGACAAGAAAAAAAUACAGCACCGUUUGCUGAAACCUUGGCUUUGCACUUUCAUAAAGCAACAGUGCACAAGGUAAUGAUACAAUUUUAAAAGUGAUUUACAGCUAGAGAAGAGUCUUGCUAAAUGAUAAAUGAAUAAAAAUAAAGCUAAAAAUCAUUACAGUAUUGCUUCAGUGUUUCAUAGACCAGAGAGAUUGCCAUGUAGAUUAGUUUACAUGGCAUGCACUAUAAAAAAACCAAGCAAUGUGUUCUUUUCUUCCUCAUCUUUGAUUAAAGCCUUUCACUGAAGCCUCAAUGUAUAACUUUUGCUUUAGUAUCUUCUCAAAGAUCGUGAAAAUUGCAGGUAGAGUCCUCUUACCGUUGACUUUAGAUGGGCCAGGAUUUUAUCCUAGGUAGCUUACUUAAACUUCAAUAUAACAUCAUGAAACAUUUAAUUAGUUUGUUAAGUGGACAUAAAAGGUUAAGUAUGAUUUUCUUAUGGUGCUCUCUUUCCAACUUCUUUUUGACACCUGUCUUUUUGUCUUCCUCUCUGCAAUAUUCCUGGUUUUCUAAAGCAUUGAAAUCCUCCUGCUUAUGAAAGAUUAGGAAUAUAUUCAGGCAUCAGUGUCUUUAAUGUUUUGAUGUAGUCUUCAACAAAUUAUUCAUAAAAGGUGUUUUCUUACUUGUGCUAUAUAUGCCUUCUGGAAUGGAUUAAUAUAGAGUAUGACCUUAUAAAGCUUUUUAAUGUCAGUACAUAGGAAUAAGCAUUUGGAAGGAGAUUCCUAUUCAUCAGGUGACAUUUCCUACUAUUGAUAGUAACAUAAAUACACCAUCCUUUUCAUAAACUCCAGCUGAAAGCAGUUGGAUUUCUUGAGGUUCCCCCUAACACUCACAGGCAGUUCCCGCUGGGAAAGGCUGUUCUGGGACUGAUGGGGUGAAUCACCUUGUUUCACAGCUCUGCCCAGCAUGUCGAGGCCAGACCCUGGCCUCAGGGCAUGGGCAGUACAAAGGAAUAUGACACUGAGAAAUUGCAUCUUCCACAUUAGCUGCCAAGAGGGUCACUGAGGCCAUUGUGAACAGUAGUUGAUGGGCUUCAUUUCUCUCACCUCUCACUGUGCAGGAUGUGAGAAGAGAGGGGAGCUCAACAUGCUCUCAUACCUUCUGCCUAAGGAGCUCACGAGAUCAGCUGGGAGGAUCUCUAUGCACAAAAGGUGUGUUAAAGAAAGGACUUUUCUGCUCCAUUCAGCUAUCUUAGUAUCUAUAAGCGUGCAUUUCUUGAAAUACUGGUAAGCCGAGAUAGCUAUGCCACACUGCUCUCGAUAGUUCAAAAUUAACAGCCUUGGAGAAAUGGUGCAGUGUGCUGCUUCUGAUUCCCAUUGAACAUAACAUUUAGUCAGGGUCACGUUAGUUAAUGGAGAGAUGUCAAUUGACUAGUUAACAGGGAGGUGCGUGGAGACCUUCUCUGUGACCAGAGGGAACCUACCUCUUCUCAACAAAGAAAUACGUGCAUUUUAAAUCUAGGUCUAGCUACUGCUCUGCCUGUGGUACCUGCAGUCUUCACAGUAGUUUUAGUGGGUAUUUGGAUAUUUAUAUGAUUAAUAAACAACCUAGAAUGAAAACAAGUUACAACCAUUACAAUAAAUUAUAAUUUAAGGUAGUUGCUACAUUAACAGUUUUUGUGAAUUCAGCUCUUAAUUAAUCUGCCUUAGGAAAAAAAAGGAAGGAACGUUAAUGCAAAUAAGUGUUCUGCACUAGGCAGGAGUGCUUCAUAAAUCAAAAUUUUCAGGCAGGCAAACUGGCUGCAGUUGUUUAUAUAGGGUUGGUUAAAUGUGUUUUUGAACAAAAAGGUUGAAAGCUUUUCUGAUAAUUAAAUUUUAUUUCAUAAUGUAUAUUUUAAAAUGUGCUCAGAGAUACUGUAUUAUUUAUUACCAGUUUACAAUUUCAAUUCAUGCUGAACAUACACUUUUUAUAGAUGAUUAACUGUAGCCCAUUAAAAUGUUUUAUUUUAAUGUCUGUUACAACGUUUAAGAAACAAACACCUCAUGUUUCUGCAAAGCUCUGUGUUCUCUUGCUCAAGUGAGUUGCAGUAUUGUCAGUGCCUAUGAAGCUUUGCAAGGCUGUUAAAGCAGCAGGUUUAUAUUUGCCAAGGAUAGCUCCUUAAACUUGCUUUCAUGAUGGCACGCCUUAACAGUGGUUGUAUUCUUGGUUCAGUGUCUGGUACUGUACACCGCUGAUGCUGUUCCAGGGGUCUUGAGUGCCUUCAGUAGGACUGAAGGCUUCACAGAUGUCAACAAGUGAUUCAUCCUUACCAGAUUGAGAAGACCUGUCUUGUGAACUCUUAGAUUACAAAAGUAACUAAAUCUGACAAGUAAAAUUAAGGCUGUACCAAGACAAACUGUGGAGAACUUGGAUGUUGGGUAACUCUAACCCUCUCAUAGGAACUUGCUGUCAAGUUCAGGCCCAAAACUGGCAGUGGCUUUCGAGUUCUAAAAUGUACAAUACUUUCUGUGUCAUGUCAUGUCAGCUGAAACAUGGCGUCGUUUUGUUCACAGCUCUCUUUCUUCUCUGCUCAGUCUUGAAUGUAUUUUAUGUCCGUUCAGUUGAUGGCUUUGUAAAAGUGUAAGUACAGAAAUAUUUAUCUAAGUGUAUCAUGUAUAGAAUUGUACUUGAGGAUUCUUAAUAAUGUAAAUGCACCACAGCUGCUCAUUAUUGUUAUUUUUUCUGAAAUGCAUUAUCAUUAGCGGUUUACACAGACAGGAAAACAACACAAUAUGAUACUUUUAGUAACUUAUUUAUUUGCAAAGAUUGUAAGAUUUAUUGAGCUAUAAAUUCAGAUAUUUGUUUUAGAGACUGUUAAUACUGUAGCACUGUAGAAAUUCAUGAUCAAUUAAAAGACAUUCUAAACUUUG
Messenger RNA from Falco peregrinus (peregrine falcon), 6253 nucleotides. RefSeq names its product 3-hydroxyacyl-CoA dehydratase 1 (gene HACD1). NCBI's taxonomy places the organism in Eukaryota, Metazoa, Chordata, Aves, Falconiformes, Falconidae. Gene Ontology annotation, molecular function: 3-hydroxyacyl-CoA dehydratase activity; phosphatase activity. The transcript has 7 exons. Bases 164 to 901 code for a protein of 245 amino acids. Gene Ontology annotation, cellular component: endoplasmic reticulum membrane. The record is from RefSeq and is a predicted model, not a curated record. Gene Ontology annotation, biological process: fatty acid elongation; sphingolipid biosynthetic process; very long-chain fatty acid biosynthetic process.